Molecule: messenger RNA, 941 nt
Organism: Hylaeus volcanicus
Lineage: Eukaryota; Metazoa; Arthropoda; Insecta; Hymenoptera; Colletidae
Gene: Grx3
Product: glutaredoxin 3
Exons: 3
Coding region: 141-812 (223 amino acids)
Source: RefSeq, a predicted model, not a curated record
GAACCUAACAGAACCUCCAUGAGAGCAACGUUAAAAGUCGCGUACACGCCGUAACAGCAAGUGGAGAGCUAUCAAGAAUUUUUAUUCAUUAGAAACGUGUGUUUAAAGAAUCUCUACAAGGAAAAUAUUCCUGUGACUGAAUGGCUGUCACCGAUCUCAGUUCCCAGCUAGAAUAUGAAGAUUGCAUUAAGUCACAGGAUCUCUCUGUUAUUCAUUUCUAUGCACCAUGGGCUGAUCAGUGUUCCCAAAUAAAUGAUGUGAUCAGCGAAAUGAGCAAACUACCCGAGUGUAAGGGAGUUAAAUUUGCUAAGAUUGAGGCUGAGAAGGUACCAGAGGUGUCUUUGAAAGCUGGUAUUACUGCUGUACCAACAGUCAUUCUGGCAAGAAACAGCACUAUAGUAGACAGAGUGGAUGGAGCUAAUCCCUCUGCUAUAGCAGAGAAAGUAAAGAGCCAUUCUGCCAGCAAAAAUUCUAUUCCAAUUGAUGUCUGUAAAUCGCAAGUGAAUCUUGAAGAUAGGCUAAAAAACUUGAUAAAUCGAGCACCUUGUAUGCUAUUCAUGAAAGGAAAUCCUGCCAAUCCACGCUGUGGAUUUUCUAAAACAAUAGUCGCACUCUUAGAUUCCUAUAAAGCAGAUUAUCAAACGUUUGAUAUUUUGCAAGACAAUGAUGUCAGAGAAGGACUUAAGAAGUUCAGUAAUUGGCCGACGUAUCCACAGCUCUACGUGAACGGAGAAUUAAUCGGUGGUUUGGAUAUCGUAAGAGAAAUGAGCGAAUCUGGAGAAUUAGAAAGCAUGCUGCCUAAGAAGAGUUAAUGUAUAAGUAAAAUGUUAAGGAAGGCUGGUGACUAUUUUAAUAUCGUUGCUCUUAAAUUAUUUUCUAUCAGUUGUAAAAACUUUGGUCAUUUCAUCCUCUGAAAUAUGUAAUAAAUUAAAUUACCCACA